CGCAUUCAAGAACUUUCCGUAAAGCUUAAAAACCUCUCUCCCUCCCCCUCUCCCUAAUUCUGCAACUGUAGAAAACCCCUACUCCAUGAGACCCUCCGGCGGAGCUCCCUUCUUUUCAUCCUCUUCUACCACCUCCACCUGCGGUUGCCAAAAUGACCCAACCACCCACCGGCCAGACCCCCGCAUCACCGAAAUCCCCACUGAGUCGUCGAUGAAACAGUCCACCAACCGCUCCCACGCAGUCUGCGCCCUCGUCAUGGAAGUCACCGCCGUCGAAUCGGAAGCCGCGCGGCUGGAGCGCCUCCUCCAUCGGCAGGAGACCGUAGACGCCCUACUCGGCGACGACCGCGAGAAGCUGAGGAUGAACGAGUCCUUAAUGGCGCUGCUCCUGCGGCUGGACACGGUGCCUGGCGUCGAUCCGGCGGUGCGGGAGAUGCGGCGGUCCGUGAGCCGUCGGAUCGUGGGGUUGCAGGAGAUCGUGGACGCCAUCUGCGACGCGAAAGGGUUCCAUUGGAACGGGAUUUUGAGUGAGCGGGGCCGGGAUGUGGCGCAUAGUGAAGAUUGUGCUUGCAAGGGGAGGUUUCGUGCUGGGAAUUUAGGGUUCCGGUGAGACGUGAAAUGAUCGUCUGGUGGUAUUGUUGUCAUCCAAAGGCGGCAGAAGGAGCAUUUCAAUUUCUAGGAGGGAUAUGAUUUGAAAUUUUAGAUAAAAGAAGAAGAUAGAUUAUGGAGGUGGAGGAAAUGAAACUCCCACAACUGUUCCCCCAAAAAAAUAAAAAAACGAAAACGAAAUUGGAAAAAUGCAAAUUGUUUCUCAUCCCAAAUUAUUAAAUUUGUUGUUUUUUCUGU
Messenger RNA from Malania oleifera, 846 nucleotides. RefSeq names its product BAG family molecular chaperone regulator 5, mitochondrial-like. Bases 86 to 610 code for a protein of 174 amino acids. The transcript has a single exon. Lineage: Eukaryota; Viridiplantae; Streptophyta; Magnoliopsida; Santalales; Ximeniaceae. The record is from RefSeq and is a predicted model, not a curated record. Gene Ontology annotation, cellular component: plasmodesma. Gene Ontology annotation, biological process: protein folding. Gene Ontology annotation, molecular function: protein-folding chaperone binding.